CCGGGGUCUUUGCCCCCUUGCCGGGCACGGCGCCCCGCGGGGGCGGAUGCGGGGCCGGGGGAAGGAGCGAGCGGGCGGGGGGCGCUCGGCGCCCCCUCCCCGGGGCUGACCCCGGCGCUGGGGGCGAGCGCAGGAGCGGGGGGCGCAGCCCCGGUGGCGGCGGAGGAUGCGGAGGCUCCUGAGCGCUGGGAGAGUGAGGACUCGGUGGGAGCGGGGACCCCCGAGCCGGGGGGCGGCGGGCGGGGCAGCCCCGGGCAGGGCAUCCCGCGGGCCGGACCCUCGGGGGGAAUCCCGGGGCGGGAGGUGCGUGCCCCGGCCCGCGGGCGAGGCCGGGGGCAGGCCCGGGGCGCCGCUCGGCGGGGGCCAGGGAGUGUCCCGGGCGGCCGGGGAGGAGCCGCGCCUGGAGCAGGGCCGGGUCCUCCCCCCCUGUCCCGCUGCCAGCUCCUCCUUGGCAGCUCCCCGCUCCUCGCAGCCCCUCGCCGGCUGCGCCAGCAGCACAUGGUGCCCCCAGAGCCAGCCCGCCGCGUCCCCUCCCGGCCCUGCCCGGCCCUGCCGGGCCUCGUGCCGCUGCCCUGCCCCAAAAUGUCCCUAACCGCGGCUGUCGCUUCCCUCCUGCGCAGACCAGGAGAGCACCGAGGAGAUGUCGGCUGUGAAGCCCGACAAGGGCGAAGGCGACGCCAGCAGCACGAGCAGCGCCGGCGGUGGGGAGGCCCAGGAGUCACAGCCGUCCCCGCUGGCCCUGCUGGCAGCCACCUGCAGCCGCAUCGAGUCUCCCAAUGAGAAUUCCAACAGCUCCCAGGGCCAGCAGGGCGGGAGCGGCGAGCUGGACCUGAACGCGGCCGCCGCCCAGCUCACCCAGUCGGCCAACGGCUGGCAGAUCAUCUCGGCGGGCUCCAGCACCCCCACGGGCUCCAAGGAGCCGGGCAGCAACGGCAGCAACGGCGGCGACGCCUCCAAGAGCCGCCCGGUCAGCACCGGGCCCUACGUGGUCACCUCGGCGUCCGGCCUGCAGAACCAGCAGGUGCUCACGGGCCUGCCCGGCGUCAUCCCCAACAUCCAGUACCAGGUGAUCCCCCAGUUCCAGACCAUCGACGGGCAGCAGCUGCAGUUUGCCACCACCCCGGCGCAGGUGAACGUGCAGCAGGAUGCCUCGGGGCAGCUGCAGAUCAUCCCCGGCUCCAACCAGCAGAUCAUCACCAGCCGUGCGGGCGGCAGCAACCUCAUCGCCAUGCCCAACCUGCUGCAGCAGGCCGUGCCCAUCCAGGGCGUGGGGCUGGCCAACAACAGCCUCUCCGGGCAGACCCAGUACGUGGCCAACGUGCCCGUGGCCCUGAACGGCAACAUCACCCUGCUGCCGGUCAACAGCGUGGCCGCCAGCCUGGCCCCCACCUCCCAGACGGGCACCCUGAGCAGCUCGGGCUCGCCGGACAGCAGCUCCCAGCCGGCCACCUCGGGGGCUGCCAGCAGCUCGGGCAGCACGGCCACGUCCCAGGCCAGCUCAGGCGCCUUCUUCACCAACGCCAACAGCUACUCCACCACCACCACCACCAGUAACGUGGGCGUCAUGAAUUUCUCCACCAGCGCCACGGUGGGCACCAACGUGCAGGCGCAGACCCCCCAGAGGGCCAGCAGUGUCCCCAGCUCGGACUCUCUGCAGACCCCGGUGUCCGGGGUGGCCCUGCAGCCGGGCCAGCAGAAGGAGGGGGAUCAGAGCCAGCAGUCACAGCAGCAGCAGCAGCAGCAGAUCCUGAUCCAGCCACAGCUGGUCCAAGGAGGGCAGACAAUCCAAGCCCUCCAGACCACCCCGCUGUCUGGCCAGACCUUUGCCACUCAAGCCAUCUCCCAGGACACCUUGCAGAACCUGCAGCUCCAAGCCGUGCCCAACUCCGGCCCCAUCAUCAUCCGCACGCCCACGGUGGGUCCCAACGGGCAGGUGAGCUGGCAGACCAUCCAGCUGCAGAACCUGCAGGUGCAGAACCCCCAGGCGCAGACAAUCACGCUGGCCCCCAUGCAGGGCGUGUCGCUGGGCCAGACGGGCAGCACCAGCACCACGCUGACCCCCAUCGCCUCCCUGCCCAGCGGCACCGUCACCGUCAACGCCGCCCAGCUCUCCUCCGUGCCGGGCCUCCAGACUAUUAACCUCAGUGCCUUGGGAGCGUCCGGGAUCCAGGUGCACCAGCUGCAGGGGCUGCCCCUGGCCAUCGCCAACGCCCCCGGUGAGCACGGGGCCCAGCUGGGGCUGCACGGCGGCAGCGGGGACGGGCUGGGCGACGAGAGCGCGGCCGUGGAGGAGGGGGAGACCAGCCCCGACCCCCAGCCCCAGCAGGGCCGGAAAACGCGGAGGGAAGCCUGCACCUGUCCCUACUGCAAGGAAGGAGAGGGCAGGAGCUCUGGGGAUCCAGGGAAGAAGAAGCAGCACAUCUGCCACGUGCCGGGCUGCGGGAAGGUGUACGGGAAGACCUCGCACCUGCGGGCGCACCUGCGGUGGCACACGGGGGAGAGGCCCUUCAUCUGCACCUGGGUGCUGUGCGGGAAGCGCUUCACCCGCUCCGACGAGCUGCAGCGGCACAAGCGCACGCACACAGGAGAGAAGAAGUUCGCCUGCCCGGAGUGCCCCAAACGCUUCAUGCGCAGCGACCACCUCUCCAAGCACAUCAAGACCCACCAGAACAAGAAGGGAGGCGCCGGCAGCGUGGCCAUGAACGUCUCGGCCGUGCCCAUGGACACGGCGGCCGCGGCCGAGGGCAACGGCGGCGCCACGCCCUCGGCGCUCAUCGCCACCAACAUGGUGGCCAUGGAGGCCAUCUGCCCCGAGGGCAUCGCCCGCCUGGCCAGCAGCGGCAUCAACGUCAUGCAGGUGGCCGACCUGCAGUCCAUCAACAUCAGCGGCAACGGCUUCUGAGCGCGGCCCCGCCCGCACCACCCGAAGGCCAGAGCUAUAUAUAUAUAUAUUUUUUAAUUUCGGCUUGUUUUUUUUUUUUUCCCCCUUUUUUUUGUCCGUUUUCCCUCCCCGCCUUUCCUGCCUCCCCACCCGAGGUCCUUUGGCGUCGUCAUGCCUUGGUCCUUUUAGCAAAAAAAACAAAAAAACAACAACGAAAAGAAAAAAAGCAACGACAUGAAAUACCGACAAAACAACGCAAAAAAAAAAAAAAAACAAACACAAAAAAACUAAAAAGAAAAAAAAAAAGAAGAUAAAAGAUUCUAUAUUAUUAUAUAUAUAUAAAAAUAUAAAAUGUGUUCGUUUGAGAGAGGAGAGAUGUUGCUGUGACCAUGGCGUGGUCCCUUUGAUGCCUUAUCCUGGAGCAGGUCGGCCCCUCUGGGGCGCGUCGGACAAUGCCUGAGCUCUCCCUCCCUCCCCAAUCCCAUUCCCAUCAAAUCCCUAAACCCUCCCCGGGCUGUCGGCGCUUUGCUUUGAGGUGACUCUGUAAUUCCUUUGGCAUUCUGGGGGGAGAUCCCGCUGGAUUUUUCACCCUUGGACUCCCACUGCCCUCCCCUGCCUUGGCAGGUGUUGUUUUUAUUUCUUUUUCUUGGAUCUUGUUUUUUUUCCAGCCGUUUUCUUGGCAAGGCUCCCUGUCCCGUGGGAGUGGAGUUGCUCCAUGGGAAGGUCGUGGACAGAGGGGCUGGGAGGCAGCCCUGGGGGGACAACUGGAGCCUCCUCAGGGGGGAAAAGAUGAAUUUUUUUUUUUUCAUUGCAGCCAGCGUUAAAAUUAAUAAUAACAGUAAUAAUGGGGAAAAAGGAGAAUCUGCGGAGCUCAGCCGGUGUGGAGCGAGGGGGCAGCACCGCAGGGACACGAGGGACACUCGAGGGUUUUGCUGUGGCACCUCUGGAGGUGGCUCCUGACAAAAAAAAAGGGUGCUGGAAAUAGGGACAGCUUGGGAAAAAAAAAAACCCAAAAGGGUUUUCCAGGAUCCUGCUCUUCCCGCCGUGGGAGGGCUCGGUCCCUUCCGUUCUUCCUCCCACACCCUCCUCUUCCUGCCCCAGCCACAUCCCGGCCCUGCCUGGGCUCCAGACGGGGCUGGGGGUGCAGGGAGUGGGUCCCCAAUAGGAAACUGGGAUUGUUCCCAGGGAGCAGCUCUGGGGAGAGCCCAGCAGGGCCCUGCAGUGGCCCGGGCUGGGGAGCCCAGGAGGGGCUGGAGCUGACCCCGAACUUCCCUGCUCCCAUUCCGGGGUCGGGGCAGGACCCCCUCUCUCUCUGGGGGGUGCAGAGGGGAUCCCCCCCCGGGAUCACAGCUGAUGCAUGAAUCCCACCUGCCCCGGGCCGAUCCCACCUGUCCCAGGUCUGUCCCGGUCUAUUCCCACCUGUCCUGGGCCUGUCCUGGGCUAUUCCCCCCUGUCCUGGGUCAUUCCUCCCUGUCCCGGUCUAUUCCCCCCCUGUCCCAGGCCUGUCCUGGGCUAUUCCCCCCUGUCCCAGGCCAUUCCCCCGGGACACGGGGCCGUGUCCCCUCCCGGGCUCGUGGCCCCCCACACCCAGUGCUCCCCACCCGGGUCAGCCCCGCUCCUGGUCCUGGCCCUGCUCCCCGUUCUCCCGGGAGAGCCCAGGACAGCCCCGGGAGAGGAGUGGCCCCGGCUGCCCCGUCCUCAUCCCGAGCUCCGGCAGCCGGCAGGAAUCUUGGUUUGAUUUGGGUUCGUUGUUUUUUGGGGUUUUUUUUGUAAAAAACACGCAAAAAAAAAAAAAAGGAAAGGCAGCAGAAGCUCCCCGGGGAGGGGGCGCAGGGCCCGGCCCCCCAGCCCCCCCCGGCUCUCUCUCUCGAUAUCUAUUUUUGCAUUUGUAUAUUUUUAUAUAGGAAACUUUAAGCAUUUGUAUUUUAAUAACCCUGUGAAGCACUAUGAGCUGCCCCCGACCCCCCCAGCCCAAAAUCCACAAAGGA
Molecule: messenger RNA, 4869 nt
Organism: Passer montanus (Eurasian tree sparrow)
Lineage: Eukaryota; Metazoa; Chordata; Aves; Passeriformes; Passeridae
Gene: SP1
Product: Sp1 transcription factor
Exons: 5
Coding region: 641-2902 (753 amino acids)
Biological process (GO): regulation of transcription by RNA polymerase II
Molecular function (GO): DNA-binding transcription factor activity, RNA polymerase II-specific; RNA polymerase II cis-regulatory region sequence-specific DNA binding
Source: RefSeq, a predicted model, not a curated record